AUGACAAAUCCAGCCAAUCAGCCACCACCAUUCCUCAUAAAGACUUUCAUUGUAUGGAAGCCGCCAGAGUUUGCGCGGGACUUGUUGCCCAAGCACUUCAAGCACAACAAUUUCUCCAGUUUUGUCCGACAACUCAACACAUACGGCUUCCGCAAGGUCGACCCAGAUCGCUGGGAGUUCGCAAACGAACACUUUGUCCGUGGCAAGAAGGAGCAACUGCGCGGCAUUCACCGCCGUAAGCCUUCCAGCAGCCAGCAUCACAGCCACCACCAUAGCGGCGCCGGCGGCAUCAAUGGCACUGGCGGCAGCGCUGGGGCCGUUGCGGUGCCGAGUAAUGCGCUUAUCGCAGCCGGAACGGCUGCACCGGCCAUCGAGAUUGGCGCAUACGGCGGCUUCCAAGAGGAGAUUGACAACCUCAAACGCGACAAGAAUUUGCUAAUGGUGGAGCUGGUACGUGUACGGCAGCAGCAGGCGGGUACGGACGCCAAGAUGCGGGAUUUGCAGGCACGGCUGGAGGCGACUGAGGCGAAGCAGCAAACCAUGAUUAAUAUGUUUGCGGCGGCGUUUAAGCACCCAUCGGUGUUUCAGCGGAUGUUGUCCACCAUGGCGACCGGCGGUGUGCAGCGCUUGGCGAAUGCACCCACGUACCCAUCUCCGGUCACCAACGGGGGCCGUAGGAAGCGCCGGGCGCGUGGGGAGUCCCCCUUGGAGAUGGACCUGGGCAAUGGUGUGGGUGUGAAUGAGGUCAUUGAUGCGGACAUGGCGGACCAUGGUUCCGGUGGCGGCGCCGCCGGCUCACCGGGCGGUACCGGCGGCGGCGGCGACGACACGUCAUCCAACGGCUCCGCCAGCGGACUGGCCAUGGGCGCGGUGACGCACCAGCAGCUGGUUCAGUACAACCCUAAUGCGGCGGGCGGCGAUGUGCUGAACGACAUGAUGCUGCGCUCCUUUCAGACACUGCUCUCUACGGCAGAGGACGUUACGGGCGAUGUGACGGGCGCUUUCAACAGUCUGGCGAUUGGGCCGCAGGCCUCCGCUGGCACUACUGUUCCCGUUGUGACCAUUCAUGAACAGCCGUGCGGGACCUCGCCAGCCCUGGGGGGAACCUCCUCCAGUCAUGAAGGCCUCACAAACGGUGUGGUGGCCAUGUCACCUUUGCCGCUCGGCAGCACGGCCAUCCAGCCAUACCACGCGCCGCAUACUCUAGGGUUAGCAGGGCUUGCGCACGGGUUGGAGGCGGCGGCAGCGACGCCGCAGCCGGCCCCGUUGGUCGACACCACCGAAGCCGCGCUCAUCAUUCCCAAGCCAGAGCCUCUGACGGCGCAUCUGCUGCCGGUAAACGGGGGCCUUGGUAUGACGGUCAUGCCGGUUCACAACGGAGCUGCUGCCGUCGCCUGCAACGGAGCGAUGCCCUGUGCCGCCGGCGGCACAGCACCGUCAGCGGCGGCGUCUGCCGCCGGCAAGCCCGCCGCCGCGGCGCCAAUGGGGACAGUGGUGGCUGUGGGCCCCGCCUCUGCGUCGGGUGCCGUAGGUCCGGCUGCCAGCUUAGGGUCUGGCCCCCACGUGCACACUAUGAUCCCCAUUCAAAGCGUUACGAUGGCUCCGCCAACGCAAUCCAUGCCGACGGGACAACCGGCUCCCACGGGCCUGCCGGCCAUCGGCUCUGCGGCCACAGCCGCGGUGGCAGUGGCGGCCGUCGCCGCUGCCGCCCCUAGCUCGACCGAAGCGUCGGCGACUGUGGCAGCGUCGUCGAUGUGGACGCCGGUCGCGGCGGCGGUGACGCCACUGGUCGCGGCGGAGACGGCGGCGGCGGUCCGGCAGCCGCCGCUGCCGGUGAACGAUAACCCUACCGUGUCCAGCCCCGACGACGAGGACGACGGCAUGGGGCUCCCGGUAGAUCUAAUGCACACGUUGCGCUCGAUGGCGUCAGGUGAGCUGGUGCUGCCAGAAGACGGUGACUUCGGCGACGACGUGUGGGCGCACUUGAUGACGGCGGCCAGCGCGCAGCCCGCCGACGGCGUCUCCGGUCUAGGGAUGGACUUGAGGGAAAUUAUUCCGCCGUCGGUGCUUGAGGAUUGAGGGACGCUCCCUCGCCGCGCACGGCGCACCCAUGCCGGAUCGGAACAGAAGAGAUCUGUGUGCGGUCGCGUGAUGAUGGCGAUUCGAGCGCAAUGCCCAUGGCUGCCUCUCUGAACCUCUGCUGCAUCGCCGAAUACGCGAAAUGGCGGGCGGCAUUUGGGCCGCCGUUGCGGCGCCUGUCGUUGUGGAGUCCGUGGACAUCCGUCUGCAAAAGGCGCGUUCCUUGUCUGCGGACUGCCCAAGAUGUAAGGACGGUGGUCUCUGAUAGAUAGUUUGGGGCGGCGGGUGAGGCGGCGGCGGCGGCGGAUGGGGAGGAUGUUGCGCUCCAGGCGGGAUCUUGCCCUGCAGCAGGAGUUUGGGAGAUUGCUGAGCUUGUGGGCUUCCGGCUCCUCCAGCGGUGAAGCAGGCUAGUGCGCUUUUCCAUGCAUGCAUCUUGCGUGUGCACGCAAGCAGUGACGAGGCAUGGAAAGAUGCUGCCGCAAAAGCCGCUGGGGAACUUACCUACUGC
Molecule: messenger RNA, 2587 nt
Organism: Volvox carteri f. nagariensis
Lineage: Eukaryota; Viridiplantae; Chlorophyta; Chlorophyceae; Chlamydomonadales; Volvocaceae
Gene: hsfA
Product: heat shock transcription factor
Exons: 7
Coding region: 1-2079 (692 amino acids)
Biological process (GO): regulation of DNA-templated transcription
Molecular function (GO): DNA-binding transcription factor activity; sequence-specific DNA binding
Source: RefSeq, a predicted model, not a curated record